AUGCGAAAUAGAGAUAUCGAUCUCAGUCUCACACCAAUUGAACCAGUAACAAGACAAAUAAAUACAAGAUCAACUAAUUUCAAAGUAGAACGUAAACAGUUUCCUCUAGUUCCUUGCGAAGCCAUGACCAUAUACAAAAGUCAAGGUGGUACUUAUGAAAAAGUUGUUGCCAAUCUAAAGAAAGGGAUGACACGAUCUGAAUUAUACGUCGCUUGUAGUCGUGCAACAAAAGCAAGUGGUUUAUAUCUAAUUGGCGGUUUCGUUCCGCCAAAACCACCUGAACCUAAUGAUGCAGUAGCGAUGAUGUUAAAAAACAUGAGAUCUGAGCGAAUGCUGAAAUUUUCACUUGAAUUUUCUGAAGAAUCUCAAGAAGAAAGAUUUUCUAUUAUGUUUCACAAUGUACAAUCAUUGAAUAAACAUAUUUCAGAUAUUAAAUUUCACAAAACAUUUUUGUCUUGUUCCAUGAUAAGUCUUGUUGAAACAUGGACAAAAACAACUGACAGCCUGGAGAUUGAAGGUUUUAAGAUACUUUACAGACGUGAUUGUGUUGAUAUACGAAAGCCAUUUGGUCAAAUCAUUUAUUUAAAAAAUGAUUUGAAGUACGAAAAUGUCACCCAAAGAUGUGAAUAUUCAGACAAAAACCAUAUUGAAUAUUCUUCAAUAAAAAUCGAUGAUAUGUGCACAAUUUCCGUUUACAAUUUACCGAAUUCUUCAUUUGAUGUCUUAAAACGACAUAUUGAUGAAGUUAUAACUGUUUCAAAAGGAUUUCGUGAAAAUAUAAUUGUCGUUGGAGAUUUUAAUAUAAAUUUGAAGAUCAAAAUCAAUAAUAGAUUUACUGAAUAUAUGGAAUCAUUCGGACUAAGUUUGAAUAAUAUACUAAAUAGAGAUGCAACUAAUGCAAAAACGCAGAUUGACUAUUGCUUCACUAAUGUGAAAGACUUAAAAUCUGAUUAUUUUGAAAGCCUUACAAGUUUUCAUAAACCAAUCUGGAUCAGAAAGCAUCAAGCUGUGACAAAGCUUCAUUUUGAUGAAACCGAAAACAUCCAUACAAAUGUGCCGUUUAAUAGCAAAGAUAUUAUAAAUGAUGAUCAAUCUGACACGAUGGAAGUAGAUGAGAAAUUCGUUUUUGCACCGCAUGGAACAGUCGAUAAAAAUGAACAAAUUAACUUAGAUAUGUCUUGUCAUUUAGAAGAUCUCAACGUUAAUGAACCAUCUAAUAUGAUGGAAAUUGAAGAAGAACCUUGUUCUGAAAACUAUGAAAUCCUUGAUUUAAGGUCAAGGAACAUUCUUGAUCACUUUAUUCUUGUGUUAGAUUUUAAUAAUACUGCAGAAACUAACCAAAUUUCAAGCCAAGCUCAGAUAAUCGAUGAUGUAAUUGAAAAAUCACCAUUUAUAACUUUAAAUAACAAAGACCAGUCCGUUCGAUUAAAGUCGAAAACAGAGUAUUCUGUUCAAGCGUUUGAUUCUGUUUAUGCUAGAACUUUUACGACUUCAGAUGGCAAUUGUUUAUAUAACUCUCUUUCCAUAGUAAGUAUUGGAUCUGAAAAACAAACACAUUCGAUGAGAUUGUUGGCAGUUAAUGGAAUGAUCAAUAAUAGCGAUUAUUUCCGAGCACUUUGUACAGUAUUGCAAUAUUCAUUUGAGGAACAGUUGAAAAUAACCGCUAUGAAUACAGUAUGGGGCGGAGAAGUUCAAAUUCAAGCGCUUUCUUUGGGUCUGUGCCAUCCUAUCUAUUCAUAUAUUCUGUUUAACAGUGAUCCCAAAAAUAGACUUUAUAUUUCAUCGUAUAUUAGUCUAGAAGAACUAGUCGAUCUCUUUAUUAAAGGAAUAGCAGGCGGUCAUCUAAAAUAUAUAGGAUACAAAUCCGAUAUGAACAAAGUAGGACUUUGUAUUUACUACAAUGGUAGUCAUUAUGAUGCUCUUUUACCUUUUCAAGAUAAUCCGCAACAAUUUGUACCACACUUUGACAUAAUUAACAUGAGUUUAUGA
This is a messenger RNA of Rotaria socialis, 1989 nucleotides long. The record is from the annotation of a GenBank genome assembly. NCBI's taxonomy places the organism in Eukaryota, Metazoa, Rotifera, Eurotatoria, Philodinida, Philodinidae.